UUUAAGUAAGUAUUUUCUUGCAAAUAAAAUACGUUCAUAUUAGUGAUUGCAAACAAAAAAACAAGUGAUAAUAUUCAUAAAUGGACUAAUUUAAGAGUGCAAUCCCAGAAACCAAGAAAAUGGCUGAGUUUCUGGAUGAGAACAAUGCCUGUGGCCAGAAUCUGCUGAAUAUAGUGUCGGUGGGUAACUCCAUAAUAGCGGAGAUCCUGCGUCUCAAGGACUAUGUGCCCGCUAUUUAUAGAUUGGACAGCAAGGCAGAUAAGGCGAAAUAUGGCGAGAUUAUUCUGGAUUUCAGCUACUUUAAGGUGGCCGAGGAUCAUGAGAAGAAGAUCGAACAGAGUCCGGAAUUGACCGAACUGGAUGACGAGGCGCGGGCCCAGCUUCCGCUAAUCACUCGAUUUUACCUGGCCUUCCAGAGCAUCCAUCACUAUGCCUCUGAUCUUAAACAGUAUAUCGAGGAGCUAAACAGUGGCUACUACAUCCAGCAGACCCUGGAGACAGUUCUCCAGGAGGAGGAAGGACGCCAGCUGCUCUGCGAAUCUCUCUACCUGUUUGGAGUGAUUCUCCUACUCCUGGAUUUUCACCUUCCGGGCGAUGUGAGGGAACGUCUGCUGAUCGCCUACUAUCGUUAUAGUGGAGGAGAUGCCACACCCAGCGGGGAUGAGAGUAAUAUUCACGACGUUUGCCUACUCCUUCGCUCCACUGGCUAUGUCCAUCCCACGGAGGCGAGUAAAGUGCUAAGUUUGGGUGGCAAACAGGCAGCUGCUGCGGCUGCGAGCUUGGUGGUUCCCAGAUAUCCGGAGGCCUACUUCUCUCGCUUCCCCUUCGAUGAGAACUUUGUGGAUCUUGUGGUGGCCCGUCUCCGGUGCGAUGAUAUAUACAACCAGUUGACCCUGUACCCACAUCCUGCUCAUCGCUCCACGGCUCUGUCCACCCAGGCGGCCAUGUUGUAUGUGUGCUUGUACUUCUGCCCAAAAGUUCUCCAUUCCCAGGGCUCCCAGAUGCGUGAGAUUGUGGACAAGUUUUUCUGCGACAACUGGACUAUAUCCUUGUACAUGGGCAUCACGGUUAAUCUGGUGGAUGCCUGGUUGGACUUCAAGGCAGCCCGAUCUGCCAUAGAAAAUGUGAUAGGUCCGGCGGGGAUAAAGUCUCUUUGUCAGCAGCAAAAGGAGCAGUUGGGAAAGAUUAUGCAAAAGACCCAGGAAAUUGUUCGUGAGGGAGUCCUCAAUGAUGACUUUGUUUUGGAGCAUGCCAACAAGAUCAUACUGAUGAUGAGGCAAUCAAAUGUCCUGCUCCGUUGGUUUUGCUUGCACACCUCAAAGGAGGUCUUCGUCUUUGCGCAUACAGCCACUCUGCCUGGACAAGUGCAGCGAAUGGUGCUCCAGGAACUGCAAUUCGAUCGGAAUAUGCUGUACCACCUGUUGCUCAACUGCAGCCAAAUGGAACUGAGUGUCAGGGAGUUCUUGACGGAGAUUCAACAGACCAAAGAGGAGCGCUGGACGAAAAGCAGGGAUGAGACCAUGCAGAGGUUGAAGGAGUUAAGUGAGGCCUUUGCUGGCUCUAGACCUUUGACCAAGAUCGAACAGAAUCCUCAGUUGCAGCAAUGGUUUGGGGAAGUGGCAGGGCGUCUUCAGAAACUGGAGUUGAGUAGGCCACAAAAGUCAGGAAGGCUGAUCAUUCAGGUGAUGCAGGCGUUGGACGAAGUGCAGGAGUAUCACAAUCUUCAUUCCAACAUGCUGGUCAAGCAGCAGCUGCAGGAGACCCGGGAUAUGCUCAAUCGGAUGGCGCAGCUCAUCAACCUCAAAGAAGACAUCGAGAUCCACAUCCAAAUGAUCACCGACUUCAGCUACGCCUGGCAUCUUCUACAGCGCGAUUUUACGCCCCUCAUGCAGGAUCACAUUAAGCGACAACCGCAGGCGGUGAUUGGUAUCCGGGCAGUGUUCCUGAAACUGGCCAGCACACUGGAGGUGCCUCUGAUGCGGAUCAAUCAGGCCAAGAGCGAGGAUCUGGCUUCCGUGUCGAACUACUACAGCACAGAGCUGGCCAACUUCCUGCGACGCGUUCUGCAAAUUGUUCCAGAGACCAUGUUUAGCAUUCUGGCAAGGAUCAUCUAUCUGCUGACGAACGUGAUCAAAGAGUUUCCCACGCGAGUGGAAAAGGAGCGCUUGAAGGAUUAUGCCCAGUUCGAAGAGCGAGCAAAGGUGGCUCAGCUAACCAACUCCAUUGCUGUUUUCACUAAAGGAAUCCUAAUGAUGAAAACGACUCUAGUGGGUGUAAUCGAACUAGAUCCCAAACAACUAUUGGAGGAUGGGAUACGCAAGGAACUGGUGAACCACCUGGCCAAUGCCUACAAUCUGGGCCUCAUCUUUACGCCCGAAAAAGGCAAAACUCCUGUGCAGCUUCUCCAGCAAAAACUGCAAGCUCUGGCCAAAACGAUUGAAGGAUAUCGCAGGUCCUUCGAAUAUAUAGAGGAUUAUUUGAGAGUCCAAGGACUUCGCAUUCUGUUGGAGGAAUCGCAACGGAUCAUUAACUAUAAUGUGGAGAAGGAGUGCAACGCCUUUCUGCGCAACAAAGUCCAUGAGUUUCAAUCGGAGCACCAAAGUCAGAUUAUUCCAAUUCCCAAUUUUCCACCGCUGCUUGGAGAUCCCUCCAAUAACUUUAUUGGUCGUCUGGCCCACGAGAUCCUACGUUGCACGGAUCCCAAACAAACGAUUUUUCUAGACCUCAAAAGCACAUGGUAUGAGAAGAAAGCUCCACACCAGGAAGUGCUGGCUGGCUCUGGAUUCUUUGGCAUCCUUCGAGAAGCUGUGGCUCCGGCGGGAAUGGUAGGACUGGAGCGCCUGUACGCGCAUAUGUUGGCAGAUGAGUUAAAGCAGAACGUGGAAAGGCUACAACGAAACCUGACCUCGGAUCGCAUGUGGGUGGAUACUUUAGCCAGUCUGACCAAAGAACUGGAGGCAAGGGACUUCCCACUACCCGAGGUGGCCAAGCAGCCAUUGAAGUAUUACCAAUCGUACACUCAAAGGUGGCUUAAGGUGUGGCCUACGCUUCUUGAGUGGGUCUUGUCUAUUGGUCAGAAGCAGCUACUGCGACGAGAAAUCGCCGGAGAACUAAGCUUCAGCAGCAAAUGUGAUGCCAAGCUGUUGGAGAACACGGCGGAUACCCUAAACAAGGCUCUUCUGCUGGAACUCUCUCUCAGCAAGGAUCUGUGUGAUGAGCAGGGAGUGGCCAUGUUGACUGAACUGCAGGAAACACUUCUCUAUACGGGCAACUUUGAACCUCUGGAGCAGGUCUUUCUCACCACCAAAAACACCCAUAACAUGGCGUUGUUCCUGUUUCUCUUCACUGUUGCCCAUUUGGGUCGUCUGCAGCAUUCCACGAACACCGAUUGCCUUUUGCCAAAAUCCGCCAAAGAUAGCAUUGAUAAUGUGCCUUUCAUUGUGGGUCUAGUGACCAUCCUGCAGCAGUUCCACAGGAACGUCAAGAUGUUGUUCAUAUCCUACAUGAGUCAGUAUGUGGUGACCAUAUCAGAGGCUCAGUUAGUGGACAAGGAAAUCUUGGGUCCCGAGGUGGUCACCGCUCUCCACUUCCUGCUAGCUUUUAUACGCAUUGCUCGAUUGCCGCUUAAAGUGCUGGAGCAGCGCAUUCCCAAUAUUAUACUCAGCGAAUACGAGUAUCUAUCCACACCCUUAAAAUAAGGACAAAUAGUUUGGGCUACACAAACUUUAAUAAAUCCGAAAAACAUAACAAGGAAA
Messenger RNA from Drosophila suzukii, 3755 nucleotides. RefSeq names its product WASH complex subunit strump (gene Strump). Gene Ontology annotation, cellular component: endosome; WASH complex. NCBI's taxonomy places the organism in Eukaryota, Metazoa, Arthropoda, Insecta, Diptera, Drosophilidae. Gene Ontology annotation, biological process: regulation of actin nucleation; actin filament polymerization; endosome organization. The record is from RefSeq and is a predicted model, not a curated record.